CCCCGGGCAGGGCCCAGCAACCAUGGCCCAUUACAAGGCCGAGCAGGACGACUGGCUGAUUGUCUACCUGAAGUAUUUACUCUUCAUCUUUAACUUCUUCUUCUGGGUGGGCGGGGCCGCCGUCAUGGCCGUGGGCGUCUGGACCCUGGUGGAGAAGAGCGGCUACCUCAGUGUCCUGGCCUCCAGCACCUUCGCCGCGUCUGCCUACAUCCUCAUCUUCGCAGGGGCCCUUGUCAUGGUGACGGGCUUCCUGGGCUUCGGCGCCAUCAUCCGGGAGGACAGGAGCUGCCUCUCCACGUAUUUCUGCCUGUUGCUGGUGAUCUUCCUGGUUGAGCUGGUGGCAGGGGUCCUGGCCCAUAUGUACUACCAGAGGCUCAGUGAUGAACUGAAGCAGCACCUGAGCCGGACUCUGGCUGAGAACUACAGGCAGCCCGGGGCCUCCGACCUCACAACGUCAGUAGACCGUCUCCAGCAGGAUUUCAAGUGCUGUGGGAGUAACAGCUCCGCCGACUGGCAGCACAGUGCCUACAUCCUGUCUCGGGAGGCCGAGGGCCGCCGGGUGCCCGACAGCUGCUGCAAGACGGUGGUGGCACGCUGUGGCCAACGGGCCCACCCCUCCAACAUCUACAAGGUGGAGGGAGGCUGCAUCACCAAGCUGGAGCAGUUCCUGGCUGACCACCUGCUGCUCAUGGGGGCGGUGGGCAUCGGGGUGGCCUGUCUGCAGAUCUGCGGGAUGGUUCUCACCUGCUGCUUGCACCGGAGGCUCCAGCUGCAUUUUUACUAAUGGCCAACUGCGUCCCCCUCCAACAGCCCCUCA
Molecule: messenger RNA, 817 nt
Organism: Odobenus rosmarus divergens (Pacific walrus)
Lineage: Eukaryota; Metazoa; Chordata; Mammalia; Carnivora; Odobenidae
Gene: TSPAN11
Product: tetraspanin-11-like
Exons: 9
Coding region: 23-784 (253 amino acids)
Cellular component (GO): membrane
Source: RefSeq, a predicted model, not a curated record